AGUCCUGUGUCUCUUGCCCCACGGCCCCACCUUCUCUGCUACACUUUUCUGCUCUGCCCGGGCCCUGGCUAAGCUCCGCCUGCUGCGCUGCUCCCGAGAGGGGCCGUCGUGCUCUCCAGGGCAGGCUCUAGGAGGAGGGGUGGUCAGGUCCGAGUAGCCCUUUGCUCUUCGUCCCAGGCUUGGAGAAAUGGGUGACGGGCUUGGGGCUGGGCAGGUGGGCUCCGUGCUGCCUCUGUUUCCCUGCUCCUUGCCCCUCAGAUGGCCGCCUCUCACCGCUGCCUCUUCCUGCUGCUUCUGUCCACGGGCGUGGCUCUGUUGCUGCGACCACCACUGGGUGCCCGGGGGGCCCCGCUGGAGCCAGUAUACCCGGGGGACAAUGCCACGCCGGAGCAGAUGGCCCAGUACGCAGCGGAGCUCCGCAGAUACAUCAACAUGCUGACCAGGCCCAGGUGUGUGUGAGAGAGGGCGAGAGACCCCUGCCCUAGACCCUUUCACGCUCUUGGGAAAGCAGAGCAUCUCUACUGAUCUGGCCUGGGCCCCUGUGCCCCGGGCGGGAUGGUGCCGAGGGGUGGGCACGAGGCCGGAGAGCUGGCACCCCGGCACAGCGUUGGCCCCAGCUACCUCUCCCCUCCCAGGUAUGGGAAAAGAGACAAAGAAGGCGCGCUGGACUUCUCGGAGUGUGGCUCCCCCCACGCAGCUCCCCCCAGGUGGGCUUGGUUCCCUGCCCUGUGUGUCCAGAUGCCUGGGGCGGAAACCGGGGUGUGUGUCGGGGGUGGGGGAGAACAGGGGCCUAGGGCUGGCCUGAGGUCUUCCGAGGGCACGAGGACUACCCACUCAUGCUGCCACGCUCUGCCCUCUCCGCACAGGCAGCUCAGCCCGAGGGACUCGUAAAGCCACCUCCUGCCCCUCUGACUCCAGGGCAGUGCCGGCCCAGCUCGCCCUUCCGCACCCUUUGCUCUGGCCGCAGCUUGCCCCCUGCUCCCACGCAGGCUAAAUAAAGCACAUCAAAGUCAUAGCCUCAUUCUCCGUGUCUCUGGGGACCCCAGGUCGGGGGCAGGAGCAGGCCAAAUGCACAGGAAG
Messenger RNA from Aethalodelphis obliquidens (Pacific white-sided dolphin), 1080 nucleotides. It is a transcript of the gene PPY, whose product is annotated as pancreatic polypeptide. NCBI's taxonomy places the organism in Eukaryota, Metazoa, Chordata, Mammalia, Artiodactyla, Delphinidae. Gene Ontology annotation, molecular function: neuropeptide hormone activity; neuropeptide Y receptor binding. The record is from RefSeq and is a predicted model, not a curated record. Bases 259 to 459 code for a protein of 66 amino acids. The transcript has a single exon. Gene Ontology annotation, cellular component: extracellular region. Gene Ontology annotation, biological process: neuropeptide signaling pathway; feeding behavior.